Molecule: messenger RNA, 1787 nt
Organism: Zingiber officinale
Lineage: Eukaryota; Viridiplantae; Streptophyta; Magnoliopsida; Zingiberales; Zingiberaceae
Product: catalase isozyme A
Exons: 8
Coding region: 127-1605 (492 amino acids)
Biological process (GO): response to hydrogen peroxide; hydrogen peroxide catabolic process
Cellular component (GO): peroxisome; plasma membrane; cytoplasm
Molecular function (GO): catalase activity; heme binding
Source: RefSeq, a predicted model, not a curated record
GGGCCAAGACUAAGCGGUGCAAUCACCUGGCGGUUACGAGAACCACGGCUCCCUUCUAUUUAAAGACCCAAAGGAGCUCUUCAAAUCUUGUAAAGGCACUCACAACUCUUACCUUUUUCUCUCUCAAUGGAUCCCUACAAGUUCCGUCCCUCGAGCUCCUUCGACACCAACUUCACCACCACCAACGCCGGUGGGCCUGUGUGGAAUGAUGACGUGGCGCUCACUGUCGGAUCUAGAGGCCCGAUUUUACUGGAGGACUACCAUCUGAUCGAGAAGAUCGGGCACUUCGCCCGGGAGCGGAUCCCGGAGCGGGUGGUGCACGCGCGCGGCGCCAGCGCCAAGGGCUUCUUCGAGUGCACGCAUGACGUCACCAACCUCACCUGCGCCGACUUCCUCCGCGCCCCCGGCGUCCAGGUUCCGGUCAUCGUCCGCUUCUCCACCGUCAUCCACGAGCGCGGCAGCCCCGAAACCAUCCGCGACCCCCGCGGCUUCGCCGUCAAGUUCUACACCCGGGAGGGGAACUGGGACCUGCUCGGGAACAACUUCCCGGUGUUCUUCAUCCGCGACGGCAUCAAGUUCCCGGACGUGAUCCACGCCUUCAAGCCCAACCCCAAGUCCCACAUCCAGGAAUACUGGCGGGUGUUCGACUUCCUGUCGCACCACCCGGAGAGCCUCCACACCUUCUUCUUCCUCUUCGACGACGUCGGCGUUCCCACCAACUACCGCCACAUGGAGGGCUUCGGCGUCAACACCUACACCUUCAUCAACCGCGAAGGCAAAGUGAACUACGUCAAGUUCCACUGGAAGCCCACCUGCGGCGUCAAGUGCCUGCUCGAGGACGAGGCCAUCGUCGUCGGCGGGAAGAACCACAGCCACGCGACGCAGGACCUCUACGACUCCAUCGCCGCCGGAAACUACCCGGAGUGGAAGCUGUUCGUUCAGGUGAUGGAUCCGGACACGGAGGAAAAGUACGACUUCGAUCCGCUGGACGACACGAAGACGUGGCCGGAGGACCUGCUGCCGCUGCAGCCGGUGGGCAGGCUGGUGCUCAACCGGAACAUCGACAACUUCUUCGCGGAGAAUGAGCAGCUGGCCUUCGGGCCGGGCCUCGUCGUGCCGGGCAUCCACUACUCCGACGACAAGAUGCUGCAGUGCAGGGUGUUUGCCUACGCUGACACGCAGCGGUACCGGCUCGGCCCCAACUACCUGAUGCUGCCGGUGAACGCCCCCAAGUGCGCCCACCACAACAACCACUACGACGGACUCAUGAACUUCAUGCACAGGGAUGAAGAGGUGGAUUACUAUCCUUCCAGGCACUCUACGCUCCGGCAUGCAGAGAGAUUCCCAAUUCCAAACCGCAUAAUUACUGGCAGGCGUGAGAAGACUAUUAUUCCCAAGCAAAAUGAUUUCAAGCAACCUGGAGAGAGAUACCGCACCUGGGCACCUGACAGGCAAGAGCGUUUUGUCCAGCGAUGGGUAGAGGGACUAUCCCACCCCAAGGUCAGCCACGAGCUCCGCAGCAUCUGGGUCAACUAUCUGUCACAGUGCGAUGCGUCUCUGGGGCAGAAAGUGGGAAAUCGCCUCAACAUCAAACCGAACAUGUGAGGAGGAUGAUACAGAGACAUCAUGAACAGCACUUUGAGCAUGUGAAGCCAGGGGAGUGGAGAGACAGUCUUGCUUGUUCCAUUACGAAUAAUAUUACUGCUAGUUCCGUGUAAUCAGCCAAGCAUGUUUACUUGGCUUUAUUUGUACUAUGAAACAAAAUGAUCAUAAUAAUGUUUAUAUAA